AUGAAUCUGCAAGACACGGAGCUGCUGGCCAGCGACUGUCCACGCAGUUGCCUCGAUGGGGUCCCCGUCGUGUUGGGCAUUGAUGAGGCUGGUCGCGGACCCGUGAUGGGUCCGAUGGUCUACGGCGCUGCGUAUUGGCCCGUGCUCGAGAACGACGCCAUGUGCGCCUUGGGCUUCGACGACUCGAAAGCGCUGAGCGCUGCGAACAGAGCGCUUCUGUUUGAGAAGAUGCGAUCUACUGAGGGACUCGGGUGGAUCGUGCGCUUGAUUUCGGCUGCCGAGAUUUCGGACAAGAUGCAGCGCCAGACGCGCAACUUGAACGAGAUAUCGCGCGACGCAGCUAUUCAGCUGAUCAAAGAGGUGCAAAAGAAAGGGGUACUGGUGAAGCAGGUGUUUGUGGAUACGGUAGGCGACCCGCGCUGGUACCAAAGCUUUUUAACGAAAGAGUUUGGCGGGGCCAUUGAGUUUCGCGUUGAAAAGAAGGCGGAUAGUCUGUUUAAGGUUGUGAGUGCUGCGAGUAUUGCAGCCAAAGUGACGCGCGACCGCGUCAUUAGCGACUGGAAGUGGGAGUCAUCAGCGCUCGACCUUCCGACGGACUUUGGUUCUGGUUAUCCAAGUGAUCCCAAAACGAAGACAUGGUUGGCGAAUCAUAUGGACGAAGUAUUCAUGUUUCCAAGCAUCAUUCGCUUUAGCUGGGGCACUGUCGAACCGUUUUAUGAGAAGGCUGUGAAGGUCGAGUGGCCGCACGAGAAAGAGCUUGAGAAGGUCAAUGCUCCUGCUGGGACUCAAUCGAUAACGUCGUUCCUCGCCACGACGCCAAAGGAGAUCGGGUCUAAGAUUACUGCCACGCGCGCCGCUUUUUUUACACAGCGAAAUAUGAACGACGUGAAUGAUUUUUAG
Peronospora matthiolae is the source of this 900-nucleotide messenger RNA. The record is from the annotation of a GenBank genome assembly. NCBI's taxonomy places the organism in Eukaryota, Oomycota, Peronosporomycetes, Peronosporales, Peronosporaceae.